Molecule: messenger RNA, 3449 nt
Organism: Bufo gargarizans (Asiatic toad)
Lineage: Eukaryota; Metazoa; Chordata; Amphibia; Anura; Bufonidae
Gene: CUL4B
Product: cullin 4B
Exons: 21
Coding region: 83-2647 (854 amino acids)
Biological process (GO): DNA damage response; ubiquitin-dependent protein catabolic process; protein ubiquitination
Cellular component (GO): Cul4B-RING E3 ubiquitin ligase complex
Molecular function (GO): ubiquitin protein ligase binding
Source: RefSeq, a predicted model, not a curated record
UGUCCCUGCUCUCUCCCUCCCAGUUCUCCAACUCCCCGCCUGGACCAAUCAGAUCGGCAGCUCGGCGAGGGCCAGGCGACGGAUGAGGCCCGCACGGUCGGGCAUUAUGAAAGACCUCGCCGCCAGCCCUUCCGGUUUAUCGUCCCCCAACCCUCCCAGCCAGGAGGUCAAGGCAGAGGGAACCAGCAAGAAGAGGAAGCUCGCCAACAGCAGCAGUAGCGUCACCGACAAGGACGAUUUCGACCCCAUCUCCCCACCCAAGAGCUCCAACCACAUCCAGAAGAAGCUGAGGUUUGAGGACACUCUGGACUUUCUAGGACUCGAUGUAAAGAUGGCUGAGGAGUCCCCCUCCUCCUCCUCCUCUACGCCCCAGCCCCUGAGGAGUAAAAGUAUGCUCAUCUCUCCAGUGGCCGCGGGGCAUCAUGCCAACGGGCUCACCAAAGCCUCUCCUGUCUCCAGCUUUGCCAACACCAAGCCUGGCUCAGCCAAGAAGUUAGUCAUCAAGAACUUUAAAGAAAAACCCAAACUUCCUGAGAACUACACUGACGAGACCUGGCAGAAGCUGAAAGAAGCAGUUGAUGCCAUUGAAAAUAGCACUUCAAUAAAAUACAACUUAGAAGAAUUAUACCAGGCUGUUGAAAACCUUUGCUCUUACAAGAUUUCUGCAAAUCUCUACAAACAAUUAAGACAGAUAUGCGAGGACCACAUCAAAGCACAAAUUCACCAGUUCAGAGAAGAUUCUUUGGAUAGUGUUCUGUUCCUAAAGAAAAUAGACAAAUGCUGGCAGGAUCAUUGCAGACAAAUGAUCAUGAUUAGAAGUAUUUUCCUUUUUUUGGAUCGUACCUACGUUCUUCAGAAUUCCAUGCUGCCGUCUAUAUGGGACAUGGGACUAGAACUAUUUAGAACUCACAUAAUCAGCGAUCAAAAAGUUCAGAACAAGACUAUUGAUGGCAUUCUUCUCUUAAUUGAGAGAGAAAGGAACGGAGAAGCCAUUGAUAGAAGUCUGUUACGAAGUCUUCUGAGUAUGCUUUCUGACCUACAAAUUUACCAAGAUUCAUUUGAGCACAGAUUCUUGGAAGAAACAAAUCGGUUGUAUGCUGCUGAAGGCCAAAGGCUCAUGCAGGAAAGAGAGGUCCCAGAAUAUCUUCAUCAUGUAAACAAGCGCUUAGAAGAGGAAGCUGAUCGAGUGAUCACAUAUUUGGAUCAAAGCACACAGAAACCUUUAAUUGCCACAGUUGAAAAGCAACUUCUUGGUGAACACUUAACAACAACGCUCCAGAAAGGUUUGAAUCACCUUCUGGACGAAAACCGAAUUCAGGACCUCUCCUUGCUUUAUCAGUUGUUUAGCAGAGUCCGAGGGGGAGUGCAGGUUCUUCUACAGCACUGGAUUGAGUACAUCAAGGCCUUUGGAAGCACCAUUGUGAUAAAUCCGGAAAAAGAUAAAACUAUGGUACAAGAACUGCUGGAUUUCAAAGACAAAGUUGACCACGUGAUUGACGUGUGCUUUAUGAAGAACGAGAAGUUUGUCAAUGCCAUGAAAGAAGCUUUUGAAACGUUCAUCAACAAGAGACCAAACAAGCCAGCUGAACUUAUAGCAAAAUAUGUGGAUUCAAAACUGCGAACUGGAAACAAGGAAGCGACAGAUGAGGAGCUGGAGAAAAUGCUGGAUAAAAUUAUGAUCAUAUUUAGGUUUAUUUAUGGGAAGGAUGUCUUUGAGGCCUUCUACAAAAAAGACCUAGCCAAGAGGCUCUUGGUGGGGAAAAGUGCUUCCGUGGAUGCUGAAAAAUCUAUGCUUUCCAAACUUAAGCAUGAAUGUGGUGCUGCCUUUACUAGCAAACUUGAGGGAAUGUUUAAAGACAUGGAGUUGUCUAAGGACAUAAUGGUUCACUUUAAACAGUAUAUGCAGAAUCAGAAUGUGCCAGGAAACAUGGAGUUAACUGUGAAUAUUCUAACGAUGGGUUACUGGCCCACCUACGUGCCUAUGGAAGUUCACCUACCUUCUGAGAUGGUGAAACUACAGGAAAUAUUCAAGACUUUUUACCUUGGGAAGCAUAGUGGCAGAAAAUUACAGUGGCAGUCCACAUUAGGACAGUGCGUCUUAAAAGCAGAGUUCAAUGAGGGUAGAAAAGAGUUACAAGUUUCGCUCUUCCAAACGCUUGUUCUGCUCAUGUUUAAUGAGGGUGAGGAAUUUAGCUUUGAAGACAUAAGGCAAGCCACUGGUAUAGAGGAUAGUGAAUUAAGGAGAACCCUCCAGUCGUUGGCCUGCGGCCGAGCCCGAGUUCUUUCCAAGAAUCCCAAGAGUAAAGACGUAGAUGAUGGCGACAAGUUCACAUUCAAUGAUGACUUUAAGCAUCAGCUGUUCAGGAUAAGGAUCAAUCAGAUUCAGAUGAAAGAGACGGUGGAGGAACAAGCCAGCACUACAGAGCGAGUCUUUCAGGACCGGCAGUACCAAAUUGAUGCUGCCAUUGUUCGAAUCAUGAAGAUGAGGAAAACCCUUAGUCACAAUCUUUUGGUGUCGGAGGUCUACAACCAGCUAAAGUUCCCAGUGAAGCCUGCAGAUCUGAAGAAAAGAAUAGAAUCCUUAAUAGACAGGGACUACAUGGAAAGAGACAAAGAGAAUCCCAACCAGUACAAUUAUGUUGCAUAAUAAAAUAUAUGGCACCUAGCGGAUAAUUAAAGCUUGAUCCCAUUAAAUUAACUUGUUACACUAUUGAUAACGGAGUCCUGCAGAAAGAAGAAAGCGUGAGCAGAAUUUUUAUUUUUUUUUCCCCGGCAAUUUGAAAAACUUACUUUCAAAGAAUACACAUUACAUUUCCUAAGAAUGCUGUUGAACUCUUUUGCAUGUUUUAGAACGAAGUGUCCUGGGUAAUCUGCUGGACACGCUGAAGAUUACAAGGCCAUAUGACGACCUUUAUCAGCUCCUCCUAAAACUGACUAAGAAACCAACAUGUCCUCAUCUGAUCUAUCAAUCUGCAUGCAAACCAAGGCGGUAAAAGAUGUGUGUGCGCAAAAAGGCUCGCCGAGGCCCCGGUUACGGACCUGGAUAUCUGACACUUUUACCAGUUCCCAAACCAGAGCCUAAACAUGUUCCUGUAAUGUCAUCUGAUCACGUGCCAGCUCGUAUUGUAAACUCUCCUACUAGUACCAAGCUACAGUGUGUAGGAAUAAUCAGCGUACGUUUUGCGAUUUAGUUGAUUGUUUGGUGUACCUUGGCUUUUGUUUUCCUGAGUGAGACGCACUGCUUUAGCCCACAAAUUUGGUCAAAACGUGGCAAAUCAUGCACUGACUUCCUGCCUCAUGGAGACAAUAGGUCUGUGACAGCUUUUAUACAGUGGCUUCCCAGAACAUGGGCCUGUGGCCAGAUAUUUGGCUUUUUUAAUAGGCCUUUUGCUUCAGUAUUGAGCGAGUGGAUUGUACGCAAGAUAUGAAUUAAUUGAAGGGUUUUGACA